ACACAUCUCCAGAGUCUUCUAGAAACAGUCUGAUUUGCUUUUUGAAAUUAUCCGAAUAGUUUCAGAAACCAGACUGUCAAUAUGCUCAUUAAGGAAUCUCACGUCGACGUGCCUACCAAGGCUGGUGGACAGGAUGGAUCGAUGAGAAUCUACAUAUUUCAUCCCACUGUUCCAGGCUACCCCAAUGCCCGAUUUCCAGGCGUCGUAGUCUUUAGCGAGAUUUAUCAAGUUACCGGCCCUGUGGCCAGAUUCGCUAGACAGAUUGCUGGUCAGGGAUACAUUUGUGCCGCUCCAUCGAGUUACCAUGAAUUCACUGGUCCUGAGCCAUUGAAAUAUGAUGCGGAAGAUACAGACAAGGGAAAUGCAUGGAAGAUUGCAAAGAAAGUACACGCAUACGACGAAGACGCUUCACUUUCAGUAGACUAUCUUCUCUCCCUCCCCACAUGCAACGGCCGCAUUGGUGCCACGGGCAUGUGUCUCGGAGGCCAUUUGGCGUAUCGAUGCGCACUUGACCAGCGCGUCAAAGCUGCUGUAUGCUACUUUGCGACCGAUAUCCACAGUGCGACUCUGGGGGAGGGGAAGAGUGAUGAUAGUUUGAAGAGGGCGGGGGAUAUUAAGGGGGAGUUGAUUAUGAUCUUUGGAAAGAAUGAUAACCACGUCCCGCCCGAAGGACGGGACUUGAUUCGCAAGACGCUGCAUGAGAAGGGUGUGUUGUUCAGUUUCUAUGAGGUUGCAUGGGCUCAACACGCUUUCAUCCGCGACGAACUCAGCAAAGGCCGCUAUGACCCUGCUAUUUCAAAGAGUUGUUUUGAGAUGCUACUGGAGUUGUUUAAUCGGACCUUGAAGCUUGAUUUGGGUGAUCAUGAUGGGAAAAAGCUUGAGAUUGAGGAUGUGUGUUAGACCUUCCUCUCUA
This is a messenger RNA of Talaromyces stipitatus ATCC 10500, 913 nucleotides long. Its product is annotated as dienelactone hydrolase family protein. Gene Ontology annotation, molecular function: hydrolase activity. Lineage: Eukaryota; Fungi; Ascomycota; Eurotiomycetes; Eurotiales; Trichocomaceae. The transcript has 6 exons. The record is from RefSeq and is a predicted model, not a curated record. Bases 82 to 900 code for a protein of 272 amino acids.